CGAAAGAUAAUUAGUAUUUAGUUCGGGAAGUGUGCUUGAACCGGCCAAAUGUACUACCGCGGUAUUGCUCGGGAACGGCGUGCAGUGUGCCUCAGUUAGUGGUAGUGAUCUUGCGUCCAGUCGGUGUCUGGCGCGCACCGCGUGAAAGUUUUUCCGCCCCGUUUCGGGGUCAAGUGAAAUCCUCCGGUGUUCAGUGCCCGGCCCAGGUGGUCCCGUUUUUUUUUUUGUUUUGCAAAUGGUGGUGGUCCCAGGUCCGGGCAGCCGUGCGGUGAACUGGUUGUACGGGAACCUUGGCUGUCAAUUGGCUGCGGAUCUGGUGGGGACCAGCGGGAACACCCCUCGGUUCGGUUUCACACGCAAGUGUCCCGGCCAGCCCUUUUCGAAAGCUACCCGUGUCCACGGCAGGGCAGAAAUUAAUGUCUUCCUUUUCACCGAAAAUGACUUCCAAAGUGAAUAAUUACUCAUUGACACAGAGCGAUUGGUGCUGGUGGGCUGCAAUCAUAAUUAAGGCCAACAGCAACGACCGCGGCAUCAUCGGCGGUGGUCAAGUCCGGCAUCAGCUGAAGGCGACGGUUGAGGGGGGAAAAGUGCACAGCAUUGACAUCGGUGACAGCGGGAAAAGUUAGUCCUGCAGCACCGCGAGCAAGAGUAGUUCCAUGCGAAAUCGUAACCACUAUAGCAUUUCGCUUGGAACUGCUCCGCUCGAAAAUUAACCCUGCCACCAUCAGCAGCAGUGCGUGUGAUAUUGGCCCGAGGGCGCGAAUUAACCGUCAGAGAAAAAAAAGCAGUUACAGUGUUCGUGGUUGGUCGUUUUUGUUUUGCCGUUGAGCCCCAGCACUUGCGCCAUAAUUGAUGACUUGAACGGAGUGACAGAGCUUUUGAGCAGGAGGGAAAACGAACUGUCUAUGCGUGCGGGAAAAAAAAGUUCUCAAAAAAACAGUCCUUCGAUUGGAUCACGACUUAAUUAAAAUUCAAUAAAAUCAAUAUAAGCAUAAGAGAGAAAAAAAACACCGACCGACAGUGAAAAUCUCAGUUGUCCCAGUGAACCCGACCCAUUAUAGCAACCGCGAGUGGGGUCGAGGAGGAAAAAAGUGACGACGCGAGGAACACUCGAUAUAAUCACUUUUAACGGGCUGUGAUAUUUUGUUGCGAUCGCGAGGAAGAGUGGCAGGAAGUGGCGAUCAGCAAGUGACAGCAGCAGCAGCAACAGCAGCAGGAUCAGUGCAUUCGACUUCAAGAAGCGGAACUCCCGUGCACUAGCAAGUAGCAACAUGCGUUUUGUGCUGAUUGCAAUUUAUUUGAUAUUAAUUAUGCCCAUCACUGGAUCUUGGUGGGCCGAAGGCAGCAACAUUCUGCUGGAUCCCUCGCAGGUCUGCGAGAACCGGAACAACAAAAAAACCAAACGGCUAACCGGAAAGCUGGCGGACAUCUGCAAGAAUGACACCUCGCUGAUGAAGGAAAUCAAACGGGGCAUCAGUCUGGGCUUCCGGGAGUGCGAGAACCAGUUCCGAAACAACAUGUGGAACUGCUCGUGGACGAUCAAACGCAGCAUGCGGCGGAUAUUGACCAGGGAUACCCGCGAGACGGCGUUCGUACACGCAAUCACAGCCGCUGGAAUCACGUACGCCGUUACGAAGGCCUGUACGAUGGGCGAUCUGGUGGAGUGCUCUUGCCAAAACCAUAUCAAGAAAAGCGUCCAGAACUACCCCCAGGGUAUCGUGGCGGGUGACGUUACAGGGCUUGGCGCCGGAGGUAUUGAUGGGCCCGGACCGUGGCCUGGUGGUGGAAAGAGUGGCGGACGCAAAGGCGGAAAAAAUGGAGCCGGGUCCGGCCGGAAGGUGAACGCACGCAACACGAUGCUGAUUACCUCGUAUCGGAACGUCAAUAGCAAUUUCAACUAUAAUAGUCAGGCCGCGCCUGGUGCCAACAAAAAGGACGUUUUGAAACCGUUGCAGGGCCAAAAGCCAGCAGCAGGCAAUGGGAAGGAUGGAAGCUGGGAGUGGGGUGGGUGUGAUGAUAAUGUGAAUUUUGGAUUUAGGAAAUCGAAAGAUUUUCUGGACGCGCGGUUACGAAAGAAAAGUGACAUUCGCACGCUUGUGAAGCUGCAUAAUAACAACGCCGGACGAUUGGCCGUUAAGCAAUUCAUGCGAAUGGAAUGUAAGUGCCACGGGCUGUCCGGUUCCUGUACCAUGCGAACCUGCUGGAUGAAAAUGCCUCCGUUCUCGGAGGUCGGCGGCCGUCUCAAAGAACAUUUUGACGGCGCAACCAAAGUGAUAGCCCGCAACGAUGGCCACAGUUUCAUGCCGGAUGAUCCGUCGAUAAAGUUGCCAACCAAACGGGACCUGGUUUACACGGAAGAUUCGGAUGAUUUUUGUGAGCCGAAUUCGAAGACGGGUUCGCUGGGAACCCACGGCCGAGAGUGUAAUAUCACCUCGAACGGGGUGGAUGGUUGCAACUUGAUGUGCUGCGAGCGAGGACAGAGCAGGAAGCAGGUUGAGGUGAAAAGGAACUGCAAAUGUAGCUUCAAGUGGUGCUGCGAGGUGACAUGCAGCACAUGUAUCGAUGUGAAGGAAGUCUAUACUUGUAAGUAGGUAAGGACACGAUGACACGGACAGGGGAUGAAAACUUUUCAGGCGAUAACCCGGCAAGACUGAUCCAAGUGACAACAGUGAGGAAACGAGCAUUGUUCUAGAAGUGAUUUUGGCUGUAACGUUAUGUUAAUUGAAAUUUAGGAAGUUAGAAUUUGAAAUUGAACCCAUUGAUUGAUGCAAACCCAAGAAAUUGUUGUUUUACAGCGCAGUGUGACUUACCAGAUCUUCGAAUAAGCUUUAAACAUUAUGUUAGGAUUGAUCAUUACUAAAAGCAUUUCACUAAUAAGUAGAAUAGGAAGGCAAUAUUUAUUGUUAAGUGUGGUUAAACCAAUGCU
This is a messenger RNA of Armigeres subalbatus, 2926 nucleotides long. RefSeq names its product protein Wnt-6 (gene Wnt6). The record is from RefSeq and is a predicted model, not a curated record. Bases 1272 to 2591 code for a protein of 439 amino acids. Lineage: Eukaryota; Metazoa; Arthropoda; Insecta; Diptera; Culicidae. Gene Ontology annotation, biological process: cell fate commitment; multicellular organism development; canonical Wnt signaling pathway. Gene Ontology annotation, molecular function: cytokine activity; frizzled binding. Gene Ontology annotation, cellular component: extracellular region. The transcript has 5 exons.